Messenger RNA from Argentina anserina (silverweed cinquefoil), 2811 nucleotides. Its product is annotated as putative beta-D-xylosidase. Gene Ontology annotation, biological process: xylan catabolic process; arabinan catabolic process. Lineage: Eukaryota; Viridiplantae; Streptophyta; Magnoliopsida; Rosales; Rosaceae. The transcript has 6 exons. The record is from RefSeq and is a predicted model, not a curated record. Gene Ontology annotation, cellular component: plant-type cell wall. Bases 284 to 2596 code for a protein of 770 amino acids. Gene Ontology annotation, molecular function: xylan 1,4-beta-xylosidase activity; alpha-L-arabinofuranosidase activity.
CCACCACUUGCUCCUCUAUCUUUCUGUUUUCCUUUUCACUACCUCUAUCGCUCUCCUUUUUUCUCACUCUCCUCGAUCUCGUUCUUCUGUUUUGGUUAGCUUCAAAGUUAACAUCACUCUACGUGGAGACUCAAUCAUCAUGCUCAACCACUCUCAAGCUCUUUCUCUCUCUCUCUCUUUCGCUCUCUAGCAUUGUAACCAUCCUCUAAACGCAACCUUCGACUAUAUAUAACACAAUCCAAGCUCUCACAUUUCCGCACAAAACCCUGAAAGAUAAACAAGCAUGGCUUCUGGUUACAAUAGUAAGCUUUCCCUUCUUGCUCUUCUUCUAAGUGUAUUAGCAUUGUUGCUAUGCACGUUUCAUCUGGUACAUGCGCGUCCACCCUUUGCUUGCGACCCCCGGAACCCGUUGACGAGAGGCUUCAAGUUCUGCAGGACGAAGGUGCCGGUCCACGUCAGGGUUCAGGACCUCAUCGGACGAUUGACACUGCAGGAGAAGAUUAGGCUGCUGGUGAACAAUGCCAUAGCUGUGCCGAGGCUUGGCAUUCAGGGGUACGAGUGGUGGUCGGAGGCGCUUCAUGGCGUCUCCAAUGUGGGCCCCGGAACCAAGUUCGGCGGGGCAUUUCCCGGCGCCACUAGCUUCCCUCAAGUCAUCACCACCGCCGCUUCCUUCAAUCAAUCACUAUGGCAACAAAUAGGACAGGUGGUGUCUGAUGAAGCAAGAGCGAUGUACAACGGAGGCCAAGCUGGUUUGACAUAUUGGAGCCCGAAUGUGAACAUAUUCCGUGACCCGCGAUGGGGAAGAGGGCAAGAGACUCCUGGGGAGGACCCUGUCCUGGCUGCUAAGUAUGCUGCUAGCUAUGUCAAGGGUCUCCAAGGUGAUGGAGCCGGAAAUCGGCUUAAGGUUGCUGCCUGUUGCAAACAUUACACCGCCUAUGAUCUCGACAAUUGGAAAGGCGUCGAUCGCUUCCAUUUUAAUGCCAGGGUUAGCAAGCAGGACUUAGCAGACACAUAUGACGUGCCUUUUCAAGGCUGUGUAUUAGAAGGGAGGGUUGCUAGUGUCAUGUGUUCAUACAACCAAGUCAAUGGAAAGCCUACUUGUGCUGACCCGGAUCUCCUGAAGAACACAAUCCGUGGCCAAUGGAAACUCAAUGGGUACAUAGUCUCAGACUGUGACUCGGUGGGAGUCUUAUAUGAUGACCAGCAUUACACUAGGACACCGGAAGAAGCAGCGGCUGACGCGAUUAAAGCGGGUUUGGAUCUGGACUGUGGGCCUUUCCUUGCAAUCCAUACAGAGGGUGCCAUAAAGGCCGGCCUACUACAAGAAAUUGAUGUGAACUAUGCACUAGCAAACACUCUUAUGGUCCAAAUGAGACUCGGGAUGUUCGACGGAGAACCUUCAGCCCAACAAUACGGAAAUUUAGGCCCAAGAGAUGUUUGCACCCCGGCACACCAAGAGUUGGCACUAGAAGCUGCUAGACAAGGAAUUGUCUUGCUUCAGAACAAUGGGCAUGCGUUGCCUCUCUCUACAGUGCGUCAUCGUACCGUAGCUGUAAUUGGGCCUAAUUCAGAUGUAACCGUCACGAUGAUAGGAAAUUAUGCCGGUGUUGCAUGUGGCUACACAACUCCCCUGCAAGGAAUUGGGAGAUACACAAAGACUAUCCAUCAACAAGGGUGCACUAAUGUUGCUUGCACCGGAAACCAACUGUUUGGAGCAGCUGAGGCUGCAGCCCGUCAGGCAGAUGCGACCGUCUUAGUCAUGGGCCUCGACCAAUCUAUCGAAGCAGAAUUCCAGGAUAGGACCAACUUGUUCCUGCCAGGACACCAACAAGAGCUCGUGUCGAGAGUGGCUCGAGCGUCUAGAGGCCCAACUGUAUUGGUCUUGAUGUCGGGCGGCCCAAUUGAUGUGUCCUUCGCAAAGAACGACCCAAAAAUUGGAGCCAUAGUUUGGGUUGGAUAUCCUGGUCAAGCAGGAGGAACCGCAAUUGCUGAUGUUCUGUUUGGUACUACCAAUCCAAGUGGCAAGCUACCAAUGACAUGGUACCCCCAAGAUUACGUAUCCAAAGUGCCAAUGACAAACAUGGCCAUGCGAGCUGGAAGAGGCUACCCUGGUAGGACUUACCGGUUCUACAAAGGUCCGGUGGUAUUUCCCUUCGGUCUCGGCUUAAGCUACACCACCUUUCACCAUUCACUAGCUCAAGUCCCCACGGCGGUUUUGGUGCCCCUCGCAAGUCUAAGUGCCACCACAAACUCCACCCUGCUAAGCAGCGCUGUGAGAGUCAGCCACACAGAUUGCAAUCCUCUCUCACUUGCUCUUCAUGUUGAUGUUAAAAACACCGGAGCUAGGGAUGGAACUCAUACUCUUCUAGUUUUCUCGAGCCCACCUUCUGGAAAAUGGGCCGCGAACAAGCAAUUGGUCGGCUUUCACAAGGUCCAUAUUAUAGCCGGGUCUCAAGAACGGGUCAAGGUUGAUGUCCAUGUCUGCAAGCACCUCAGCGUUGUAGACCAGUUUGGGAUUCGAAGAAUUCCCAUCGGUGAACAUAAGCUUCAGAUUGGAGAUCUGGAGCAUCACAUCUCCAUUGAAGCCAAAAUUUAGGAGCUAUUAGAUCAUAAUUAGGAACUAUCAGAACAAAAGAAAGGAAUUUGAUAGCCACACUCAUAAUUAUGUGAUAGUAAUGAUUAGUUCUUAGCAGUAGUCUUCCCUUUCCCAUAUCAAGGUGAAAAAGUCUGCCACUAUGGUGAAGGAAAGAUGACACAAGAUUAUCGUGUUGAGCAAGGUUUGAAAUAAAAGAAGUAUUGAAUUAUUCAGAA